CCCCAGUUCUUAUCAGAAACGCGAAGCUAGAAGAACGUGUGCCGCGCAUGCACUCUGCAUAACUAAACCAUUUUGAUGACGAAUUUAAUGACCUGAAAAAAACGCCAAUCACUUUCACACAUUGCAUAGAUGAAAAUUGAAAUAGCCGACAACAAAGAAGAGCAGCAGCGCAGCAGCAGCGACGUCGCAGCAGCAGCGGCAGCGACAGUGGCAGCGAAAACUGUGGGCGCAUUGAUUAUAUUUUCAUAAUCAACGAAAGAGCAAAAUAAAACAGAAAAACGCAAAGCGCAGAGCAGAAGAAAAUAAAAAAUAGCAGUCGCAGCGCCUCGUACUCGCUUUCAAUGAAAAUCGCAUAAUGGCAACAACACCUGAAUCGUGUAGAGCACGCGAUUCUGUGGAGGCGUUGGAACUGGAGGCGGUGGAACCAGAGGCCGAGACGGAAGCAGCGACGGAGGCUGCUGCGCCAGCUGAUAUGUCAGCUAAUGCUGCGAUUGAGGCUGAGGCUGAGGUUGAAGCAGAGUCCGAGCCCGCAGCGUUGGAUACUGUGGAUGCGACGACAGCGGCAACAACUGGCGAUGAACAAAAGCAAAAUGAGCAAGUGCAACUGGCUCUGCCAUUAGCAACGCUGGAGCCGCAGUCACUAGAGCCUAUUUCUAUGGAUGAUAUACCUGAGCCCAUCAAAGUGCUCGACGAUAUAAUAUCAGAGUUCGAGGAGGCAACAACGAAACCGGUGGCCUUGCAUAGUAAUAGUGGAGAGAAUCAAUCGGAGGACGACGGCUACAUGAGUCUGAGUCGUAAAAACAUGUCCAAGAAAGACUCCGAGGAUGUGCCCCAAACGCCCAGCACAGACACCGUGCCUGAGGGCAGUUUCAAUGAAGUUGAUGGCACGGCCGAGAACCUAACUAAAUUAUCCGAGACGGAGCACAGUCAGGAAGCAGCACUGCCACUCAUACAGACAACGUUGCCCAAAGCACGCAGCGCCAACUCAACGCCCGUCACCAAUAGCAACUACUCGAGCUUGCCUUGCUGCGGAGCUCGUGCCACCAACCAUGCAGCCACUAAUAUAGGCAACCUGUCAACCGGGCCAUGCUCCAAUCGCACGGGCAGCUGUAAUGGUGAACGCAACGCACUGGGCAUUGACAUUAGUGCCGUGCAUAAUGCCGUCUUGCGUGGUAAUUUAGCCAAGCUGCCGGAGCCAAUGUUGAACGAGCAUCCAGUAACAAUCUAUCCAGGACCGUCGGCUAAGGCAUCGGGCGAGGGUGCGCGCUCGAAGCGCUUGCUUAACUCUGUGGAGAAGCACAAAGAGGUCUGCCACAUGCUCAAUCCGCAUUCCAAUAGCACCAGCUCCACGUCAUCGAGUUCGCAUACAUCGAGUGGUGAAGCUUCGCCAGCGGCAUCGCAUGUUAAUAUGGCAACGCCCAAGCAACUGCCAGUGGAUGACUAUUCCGAGGACUCGCUGGAGGAGUCCACCAUCUCCACAGACCUGACGCCCGUCAAGCAGAAUGGCGUUGCCUGGGAGAUACACUUUAAAAGCAAUAAAAAGAAGUCUACGGCUUCGAAGAAGUCAACAGGGGCGGCUGUUAAGAGGCAGCCACAGCAACAACAUCAACAGUCCAACAAUCUCGCUGAUUUCAACAACAGCUUUAUCUACAACGAUCAGAGCAUGCUGGGCAAGGGCACCUUUGUCAUACGUCGCUCCGGCGCCAAGAAGCCGCCACGUGCGGCUGAAGUGUUUAGCAUACCGAAGCCACCGCGCACGUCGCUGGGUGCGGGCGCCAUUAGCAACGAGUUCUACACCAGCGAUAGCGAGCCCAGCGAGUCGGCACCGCUGCCGCCACCGCCUGCGCCAUCCGAGAUGAACUUCAUCUACAAGGAGUGUGAAGCGCAAUCGGCGCAAACACGACGUUGCUUGGAGAUGGCAGCAGCGCAGCGGGCGCAACUCUCGCUGGACAUUGCCGCCGAGCAUUUGGGCAACAAGCCCAUCAAGAGUAAGACGGCCAUGUUGACGGAGAAGCGCUUGAGUGCCGAGUCCAUGCCCGAUAAUACCUCAAGCAGUGAGGAGUUCGAUGAGGCGCGUCUCAAUGGCAAUGGCUACGACAUGUUCACCUACAAUGGCAACGAGCAACGCAUUUCGACUGCCACCACGCCUCACACCGAUCUGGCGCCCACUUUGGAGGAGGACGAAGAGCUGUCCGACUUUAGCUACGGCUGUGCGCCUCUGAAGCAAAUCGAGCACAACAUAAGUGCCUUGCUGCGUGGCGACAUGCCCGUGGUGGUGCAGCAGCAUGCCACCAGCCACCAGAAUGGUGGCACACAGCCGCUCACAGCUGCCGAGGCGGAGCUGCAUGCCAAGCGUGUGUUGGAAUUUCGUCCGGGCGUGCACAAGUCGGAGAGUGCCAAGGAGAUGCUGCUGUCCCAGAAUGUAGGCUUUGGACCGCUGCCACCCUCACCGCCCAGCUCCAAUCCGGAUAUAUUUGACUAUGAUGCGCCCUUGCCGCCAUCGCCAGUGGAGCCGCGCAAGCCGCUGGAGCUGCCAGCGUCGGCAGUGGCAACAACUGUUGCUGCUGUGCCCGUUAAUCGCGGCACCACUGUCGUCGAGGUGCAUGCCACAGCCAGCGGUGCAGCGGUGGUGCACAAUAGCAAUAGCCACACGCGACGCAGUCGCGACAAUGUGGCCGCAGUGCGUCAUUUCAACGACGAGCUGCCGCCGCCACCAGCGCCAGCUCAUCAAUCGGCCAGCUUUGCGGAUGGACUGCCGGGCUUACCACCACCGCCACCAGCGGUGCCACCUCAUCGCGCCAGCGGACAUUCGGCCAACACCAUGAAGUCCUGGAGCAUUGAUUCGCAAUAUCGCAAACGCUCGCCCAAGCUUUUCGGCUAUAGCAGCGGAAGCGGCAUCACUACUCCCACUGGUCUCGGUACCAUGCCACCGCUGCCGCAGCCGCCAAUGAGCUCGACGGUCAUGCGACAGCGGGGCUCUGUGAUCGGCACGGGCUCCUAUCAGCGCAGGUACAUCAACUACGGCACCAAGCGUAGCCUGAAGCAGUCACCGCGCGAGGAGCAUCGCUUGCAAACCUCCUGUAGUCUUCCCGAAACGCCCAUAUUUGCCAGAGGCUGUGACAUACCACGUACGCCAUAUCGUCGCCAAAAUGAUCCCGUGCCCGUCAGCGGUUCGCGCACAGCGCCACGCUCCAGCACAUCCAAUAGCAUUAACAUGGGCAACUCCAUACUGGGCAUAGGCGCUGGCGCCUAUGGCACGGCGCAAAUUUGUCGCCAGCGUUCCAUUAAUCAUGCCUUAGCCUCCAAUGAAAUGCUGCGCAUGACGGGCGCACCAGCACGUGGCUGGUAUCCCAAGCAGCGCAGCAUGCGUCCCGCCUCGACGGAGAAUAUUGAUCGCUUGGCCUCGGUGCGUGUCUGGGACAAUCCGGCCGGCAUGUCCGGCACGGGCCAAUCACGUAAGCCACUCACACUGCCGCCCAAUUUGACGCCCUCGUUCUUGAACAAAUCGCCGCGAGAGGCGCUGCGACGCGUCACCAGCUUGCUUAUUACCAAGAAGAAGCACUCUAAGGACCGCAAGCAUAAGGCCUAUAGUGAUCUGCCUAUGGAUGAUAGCAAUAGCAAGCAUGCCUAUGAAUUUGAAACGGGUUCCACCAAGCGCAAGGAGAGCAGCAGUCGCAAGGAUAAUGCUGCCGGCAGCGUCGGCACCACACCCAAGGCUAAGAAGAAAGGUCUAUUCAAAUCGCUUUGGAAACGCACGAAAACCGCCUCGCUGGAUCAAUAAGGAGAGAACGUAUCGAAACGCAACGUUGGUUCCAAGAGCCACAACACUGCCCCUCUUCCAAUUUGGAUAUAGUAUAUUUUAAUGAACGUUGAUAAUAAUCGCACUGUAAUCAUGUAUGCGUAUACAUAUGUAGCCCCCCUCUGGAGAUAAAACCCAUUUACAACCAUUUGCAAUGCUCUUCCCCCCGCCCCCAACUCAUCGCAACUAUUUACACACGUUUGACAUAUUCUCACGCUUGUUCGUUCACCUUAAAAGUUUCACUAUACUAAAAAACAUAUGCAAGCAAAAAAUAAUUUAUAAUGCUAUAUCGGUCAUCUAGUGAUGAGUAAACUGAUUAACUCAAUGAAAAAAAAAAAUGCACAAAGCCGUGAAUCGUAAAGACUGAAAACAAAAAUUGUAUGAAAAACAAAAGAAAAAUUUAUCACACGAGAGUCAACAUAUUUGCACAGCACACAGAGUAUUACAAGCAUUUGGGAACUUGUCUUGAGCCCCAGGCAAACAUUGAACUUGAACUUGCAACAAUUCCAUGGCCACACAGCUUACUUCACCACUUCACCACCUCACCAGACAACAAGACACAAUAAGCCGCACGCAACGAUGAACAACAAACAACAAAUGCUAAAAAAAAAAAAA
Molecule: messenger RNA, 4414 nt
Organism: Drosophila busckii
Lineage: Eukaryota; Metazoa; Arthropoda; Insecta; Diptera; Drosophilidae
Source: RefSeq, a predicted model, not a curated record